Molecule: messenger RNA, 4349 nt
Organism: Camarhynchus parvulus
Lineage: Eukaryota; Metazoa; Chordata; Aves; Passeriformes; Thraupidae
Gene: ZC3H12C
Product: zinc finger CCCH-type containing 12C
Exons: 6
Coding region: 563-3139 (858 amino acids)
Cellular component (GO): cytoplasmic ribonucleoprotein granule; nucleus
Molecular function (GO): RNA endonuclease activity; metal ion binding; mRNA binding
Source: RefSeq, a predicted model, not a curated record
UGCUGCACACCCCUCGUUAAUACACAUGCUGCCCGGGGCAGACCCUGAGAAUGACAUCAACUUGCUUAUCUUAGAAACCUCGGAACCUGAUGCAGGAUGGGGAGGUUGCCUUGCAUCUGCCCAGCCAACUAAUUGUGAGCUCUGCCGGCCGUGAUUGGCUCCGCGGCCGCUCAGUAGUAGGUUAAGCAAAGACAUCGCGGGUCCAUCUGUUCGUCCAUUCAUUGUUCUGCUUGCUUGCCUGAAGUCUGCAGCUGAAAUCGUGUUAAGGAGUUGCUUCUGGAGCAGCUAAGAGAAACCAAUGUCUGUGUGUUUUCCAGCCAACGUGAGUAUGGGGGCUUCUCUCUGCACAAACGGGACGGUUCACCUUUCUGGCGUUGCAGCUUUAUCAGUUUGCAUUUGGACAAAGAGCCAGCCUGCAUGUCGGCUGAGAUUUGCACACUUUGGGUGUCUCUUGGAAAAAGAGGGAUAGAAAAACAGUUGUGUGCUAAGAGAAUACGGAACACUUUAUAUUCAGGAAUACAAGAAAAACAGCAAAGUGGAGUCAAGUGCAUGCAGCAGCUUCAUGGGCUUGAAGGAUCAUCUGGGGCAUGACUUAGGCCACCUUUAUGUGGGGAGCACUGGCACACAAAUAAAUGCAAUUGUACCUUGGUCGAUGGCGGAGAAGCCAACGAUGGAUAAGGUUAAUUCUAGGAAAGAAGACAGAGAAAAGGAGACAUCUGAAGAGACUUCUGGAAGCUCCAGCUGUGACUCUGAAGAAAGCACAAAUUCUGAUAAUGAUUCAGAGAGACUGAAUAAUUCUGCAUCGGAGUCACAUUUAUUGCCUAAGACUCAUCGACAGCUGUGCCGAUCUCCUUGCUUAGAGCCUCAUAUACUCAAAAGAAAUGAAAUCUUGCAAGACUUUAGGAUAGAAGAGGCUCAGAUAGUACCUAAAGAAGUCAAAAAGCCUCCUGAUGUGGUGAAAGAAUAUCAAACCAAACUGGAGUUUGCACUUAAGUUGGGUUACUCUGAAGAGCAGGUUCAACUUGUACUAAAUAAACUUGGUACUGAUGCUUUAAUAAAUGAUAUUUUGGGAGAACUUGUCAAACUUGGGAAUAAAACUGAGACUGAUCAGACUGUAACUAAUGCUAACACUAGUGUAAUGCGUGAAGCGUCUUCCAUAGAGUCUCAGAGGUCAGAGUCUCCACUGCAGGAGGAUGUGACAGAGGAUGGAGACAACCUGAGGCCAAUAGUUAUUGAUGGCAGCAAUGUUGCAAUGAGCCAUGGGAACAAAGAAGUAUUUUCUUGUCGAGGAAUCAAAUUGGCAGUAGAUUGGUUUUUGGAAAGAGGCCACAAGGAUGUUACUGUGUUUGUGCCGGCAUGGAGGAAAGAACAGUCGAGACCAGAUGCUCUUAUAACAGAUCAAGAAAUCUUACGUAAAUUGGAGAAGGAGAAGAUUCUCGUGUUCACUCCGUCCCGGCGCGUGCAGGGGAGAAGGGUGGUGUGCUACGAUGACCGAUUCAUAGUGAAGUUGGCCUUCGAGUCAGAUGGCAUCAUUGUCUCCAAUGAUAACUACAGGGAUCUAGCUAAUGAAAAGCCAGAAUGGAAGAAGUUCAUAGAUGAACGCUUGUUGAUGUAUUCUUUUGUUAAUGACAAAUUUAUGCCUCCUGAUGAUCCUCUUGGCCGCCAUGGUCCAAGUCUGGACAAUUUUCUUAGGAAGAAGCCUAUUGUGCCAGAACAUAAGAAGCAACCAUGUCCAUAUGGGAAGAAAUGUACCUAUGGACACAAAUGCAAAUACUAUCAUCCAGAAAGAGGAAAUCAGCCUCAGCGAUCCGUAGCUGAUGAACUCCGUGCCAUGUCUAGAAGCACAGCUGCCAAAACUACAAGUGAAGGAGGACUGGUAAAAAGCAAUAGCGUUCCCUGUAGCACUAAAAACGAGGGCACUUCAGAGCUGAAGCGCGCUGCUCCAAAGAGGCAAUCAGAUCCUAGUAUAAGGACUCAAGUCUAUCAGGACUUGGAGGAAAAGCUUCCCACCAAAAACAAAUUGGAAACCAGGUCUGUACCUUCUUUAGUUAGCAUACCAAGUUCCUCUGCUGGAAAACCCCAAAGUACUGCACCUUUAACUAACGGCCUUCCAUCCGGAGUUCACUUCCCACCUCAGGAUCAAAGACCACAGGGACAGUAUCCUACAGUGAUGAUGGCAACCAAAAAUCAUGGAACACCAAUGCCUUAUGACCAGUAUCCAAAAUGUGAGUCUCCGGUGGAUGUAGGGUAUUACUCUAUGCUGAGUGCAUAUUCAAAUCUCAGCAUUUCGGGACCGCGUAGUCCCGAGAGGCGCUUCUCCCUGGACACAGAUUAUCGGAUUAGCUCUGUAGCUUCCGACUGCAGCAGCGAGGGGAGCGUCAGCUGUGGCAGCAGUGAUUCCUAUGUGGGUUACAGCGACCGCUCCUACAUGAGUUCUCCUGACCCACAGCUGGAGGAGAACUUGAAGUGCCAGCACAUGCACGCCCAUGGCCGCCUUAACACUCAGCCCUUCCUGCAGAGCUACCAUGAGCCCCUGGCUCGAGUGCAGAGCUACAGCCACGAAGAACCAAAGCACCACCACAAAUCUCCCAUUCCGUACAUGGCUGUGCAUCUGCAGCACCCAGCAGUCGGUGCUCGUUCCAGCUGUCCCAACGAGUACUCUGCGCCUCAGAGCUCGUCUCAUUCGAAGGCACUGCACCUGGGGAGAGCCCUGGUGUCCACGAGGAUAGACAGCGUCUCAGACUCGCGCUUGUACGAAAACUCCCCCUUAAGACACAGGAAGCCUUACUCUGGCCAGGAAGGGCUGGGAGGCUGGGAUAGGCAGAGUUACGGCAUGGAUGCCUACGGCUACCGCCAGACGUACUCCUUGCCCAGCAACCCCACGCAGCCAUGCUAUGAGCAGUUCGCCUUCCAGAGCCUUCCCGAGCAGCAGGAGCAGCCCUGGCGCGUCCCUUACUGUGGAAUCCCCCCGCAAGACCCCCCAAGGCUCCAAGACACCCGGGAGAAGGUUUACAUUAACCUCUGCAACAUCUUUCCCCCCGAUCUUGUGAGGAUGGUGAUGAAGAAGAACCCUCACGUGACGGAUGCUCAGCAGCUCGCUGCUGCCAUCUUAGUGGAGAAGUCUCAGCUAGGUUAUUGAGAGAUGAUGCAUCUUUGUGGUGUCUCGUAGUUUUCAGCUCAGCUCUAAGGCUGAGGGAGGUUUGCUACAAUAGCAUUUGGGAUCUCCUUCUCAGCAAGGAGGUUAUAUAGUAAUCCGUUUAUGUGAAAUACUGUAUCAUGGAGUCUGUAUGUAUAGCCCCAUGCAUUGGAAGUACCAGAUACGUUUUGUGUUCUAGUUUGAAAAUUUUUAAAUGGCUAUUUUCACAUCUGGAGGAUGUUCCAGUUUAAAUUAAUAUAUAUAUAUAUAGAUAUUAAAAAAAAUCUGUGGUCUCUGGUUAUAAUCUUUGGUGCAUCAGGGGUUUAUAUGCAGCACUUUCUUAUCAUUGUUACAUUUUGUUGGGAUUUUUAGUUUCGUUUUUUAACUUGCUGGAUGCUUAUCCUUGGGCUGUCAGAUAUUAACCUGCAGAAUGAGGAUUUUGCUACUUCUGGCAGGGAAUUUUCAAGCCAAUUUUCAAGCCAAGUUUCUAAACUUUUUAAACUGCCACGAGUAUGUCUGAUGUAUGUUUGUUUGUUUUUGUGAGCUUUUUUGUGCUGUAAUCACCUGGUUGUAGAAAACAAAGAUUUCCUACAGCACUGACUUCAUUUUUUGUAACAAAUAACCAAGUUACCAGUUAACAGUGAAAUGGGUAACAAUAUAUUGGUAAUUUAUAGUAUGGCACUUUUUGUUGCUUUCUUUGUUUUGCCUAAAUAGUUACAUGUUUUUGUUGAUGCAGUCAAUUAGUAAGAUCAGAUGCAAACAGAGGAGGAAAAGAUUUUUUUUUUUACUUAUUUAUGGAUAUGUUAAAAGCCUUAUUGCCUGAUUUUCAGAGGUACUGAGAAUUUGCAGCCCCCUUGGGAGCUAAGAGAAACUGCAAAUGUUCAGAACCCCCCCAAGCUAGGCUGCCCUGUUUCAGUUCCCGUGUGUUGUUACCCAGCUCUGUGUAUCUCUGGUCAGUAGAUGGGGACCUGAAAUCGUAGGGCCCUGUUUAGUUGUUUUAUAUGUUUUUCUUUUGUAUUGCUGCACAACUGUACUGGAUAAAAUAUGCUUUUCAUAAAGUAUUUACCUGUUUUUAAAUGAAUUUAAUUAUCUCAAUGCAAGUUUUGUAUUUAAGAUACUGUUUGAUUUUUCUUGCUAUUUAUCAAGGCUGGCCUGAAAAGGUUUUGUGUGUUCAGGAUAUGCAACAUUUAUUAUCUGCACUAUGGUAAUGAUA